UCUAAAAAUGUCAAAAUUGACGUUAGAGGUGAUGUAGAAAUGCAAUGUUACGGAAACUACCGAAAAUGCUUAAAAUGCACAAAUUCGAUUGAUUAAAUUCCGUGGCAAAAUAAUUAGUUGUGAAUAUUCGUGUGCGGCGCUUAGAGAAACUGAAUUCGACUUUAAAAUGAAUCUUGGCGGUUCGGUUAAAAUAAACAAAUGUGGAAUGUUGAUUUUCACAUUGGUCAUCGUUCUACUCAUCUACUACAUGAGCUUUAGCAAAAAAGACACAUCGCACGGUAGUGGCAUACACAAAAAUCCAAAUUACAUCAACUUAAGAAAGUUGCUAAUUGGAUCGAUUCAGGCUGCUGAAAAAGGUGGCAUUGAAGUGUUGGCUGUGUCGAAAGACAAAAACAUUCAUGAACGAAGUAAAGGCAAAACUCUCGAAGGUGCAAACGAUCCGGUGACGAAUGCAGACUUCCGUUCCCAUUGUGUAAUGCAACAAGGCUUACAGAGACUGUUCCCGAAAUUAAAAAUUAUUUCUGAAGAAGAUGCUGAAACGGUCCGGUGCUCUGAUGUACCGCUGUUCGAUUUAGAUCCAACUGUUUUACAUGCAGCCACAUUGCCCGACGAAGACGUGCGCGCAGACGAUAUCACCGUCUGGAUCGAUCCAUUAGAUGCUACCCAAGAGUAUACAGAAUCCCUUUACGAGUACGUAACAACCAUGGUAUGCGUGGCAAUUAAAGGAUACGCAACGAUAGGAGUGAUUCACAAUCCGUUUACAUUGAAAACAGUGUGGGCUUGGAAAGGCAAAUCAAUGUCCGAGGACCUGGCUAAAGUCAAACCGGAAGAGUCGAAGAAUCACAUAAUCGUUGUGUCGCGGUCACAUAGCGGUGAUGUGAAGAAAAUGACCAACAGUAUCUUCGGCGAUGAUGUGCAUGUUAUAGACGCAGCAGGAGCGGGCUAUAAAGUGCUUCAAGUGGUGUUCAACAAUGCCACCGCCUACAUCCACACGGCCCACAUAAAGAAAUGGGAUUUGUGUGCCGGGAACGCUAUUCUAAAUUCGUUAAACGGUAAAAUGACGGAUCUCUCGAAUGAAGAAAUUAAAUAUUUGAGCGAUGAAAAUGAUGUUGUACACACGAAAGGACUGGUAGCUACACUGACAAAUCACAGAUUUUAUAUUGACAAAAUUAAGAAAGAAGAAAAUAAAUUGAACGAAAAGUGAUAUUAGAAUGAGGCGA
Bradysia coprophila is the source of this 1220-nucleotide messenger RNA. Its product is annotated as putative inositol monophosphatase 3. Gene Ontology annotation, cellular component: endomembrane system. The record is from RefSeq and is a predicted model, not a curated record. Gene Ontology annotation, molecular function: 3'-nucleotidase activity. NCBI's taxonomy places the organism in Eukaryota, Metazoa, Arthropoda, Insecta, Diptera, Sciaridae.